GGCAGCUCGCACCGACAUGCUGGAACCGCGCUGGCGCCCCGUGCAGGGUCACCUAGGCGAUAACCCAUUCGAGACGGGUUCCUGGGCGAAGGCUCACUUCUCAACACACGCAGCGCCCUGGCAGACGUCUUCACUUCGCACAGGACAUGGUCGGCCCACAGAUGAUGGCAUGAUGGAUCAUGAAACAGACGGUGACGGCGCCAUCAACCUGUCUACAUCGCAGCGACCAUCUGCGGCUACAACACCUAACGGCAGCAUCGAGUACGAUGACCACGACCAGGAAAGUACAGGUGACCAUGCAAGCAGUGAUCGAUUCAACUACCUCACACUGAAGUCUGUGCAACAACAGCAGCUGGCUGAACUUGGAAUGAAGCAAUUACAGCAAGCAAUGCAGCAGUUACAAGAACAGCUGCAACUGAAUGUCAUACAGCAGACACACCUACUGCAGUCAGGGGACAAAAAGAAAGCUUCAGGCCCUUUGCAACAGUUAGCACUGCAACAACAGCAACUCAUGCAGCAGUUACAAAUCACACAACGACAGUAUUUACUGCAGCAGGGUAUUGGCAUUCAACCAAUGGUGCUUGCUCAAGCUCAGGCACAAAGUGCAGCAGUGACAUCAGAUGUACCAAAUCCUUGGAAAGAACCACCUUCUGAAAACCAUGACACACAUCACAAUGUUUCGGCACAUAAAAAUGUCCCAGGAAUCAAUGGACUUCUGGGAACUAUAGGGUUGGGCCGCAGGGAUAGCAUGAAUGGAGUUGCUGGUGUUGGAGAGGAGAAGCUUCUUGAAAGUUGUGGGGACAAAAUGCAUCCACUUUAUGGUCAUGGGGUCUGCAAGUGGCCUGGCUGUGAAGUUAUAUGUGAUGAUUUCCAGUCCUUUCUCAAGCAUCUAAACACAGAACACACGCUAGAUGACAGAUCUACAGCACAGGCAAGAGUGCAGAUGCAAGUUGUAUCUCAGCUCGAGCUUCAGCUGCAGAAGGAGAGGGACAGGCUGCAAGCCAUGAUGCAUCACCUUCAUAUGACCAAGCAACAAGCAUCUCCCGAACCAUUAAAAACAGAGGCAAGUACGGGGCCAAAUCUCUCAAAACUUAACCUUUCCUCUGUUCUCCUUAACCAACCCCCACACUCAAUGCCAUCUUCAGUCAGUCAGCCUGUUUCUAUGUCAUCUCUGGUGUCUGCAGUCCGAUCUCCAAUUCUCCAGCCUCCUACUCCAAACAUUAGUGGACCAAUCAGAAGGCGAAUAAGUGAUAAAUCUGCUCUGUCACUUGCUGGAGGGCUACCAUAUAUGCUGGAACGUGCAGGACUUGAUGUUCAACAAGAAAUUCAGAGAAACAGAGAAUUUUACAAGAAUGCUGAUGUGCGACCUCCAUUUACAUAUGCAUCGUUAAUACGACAGUCCAUCAUUGAGUCACCAGACAAACAACUUACGUUAAAUGAGAUCUACAAUUGGUUUCAAAAUACUUUCUGCUACUUUCGUCGUAAUGCAGCAACGUGGAAGAACGCGAUCCGCACCAAUCUGUCACUGCACAAGUGUUUUGUGCGCUAUGAAGACGACUUUGGCUCCUUCUGGAUGGUGGAUGAUGCGGAGUUUGUCAAGCGACGCCAUCUUUCUCGUGGUCGUCCCCGGAAAUAUGACCCCACCCCAUCACCCACUCCACCCCACCUCUCCGCCGCACAGGGUGUGCAGUCAAAAAGUCCCACCCUGAUACACAGCCCAACAUUAUAUGGAGAUGCGCUGAAUACGAGUCUUCAAAAUGUCCAAUGCGAGAAUUACUCAGAGGCUGCCCUGGGAGAAAGCAAUAUGGGAUUCGUCAACAACUCAAUGAGUACGUCAACAGCAACUAGUCCAGAAAAGGUCCCAUCACCAGCAACAGAACACAGAUCUUCGGUGGAUGGAUCACUCAUGCAUAUCAAGCAAGAGGCCUUGCAGACACCAUCUAUGAAUCCUGACAAUGAUGGUCUUGUCCAUUUAAUCAAGAGGGAGAUAAUGGAGCAUGGAAUAGAUGCUGAAGAGGUGGAGGAAGUUGGGGAGGAGCGAGAUUUUGUACCUGGAGCUACAGUGGGGAUGCAGCUGGAUCAUGGACAUGAAUCUGAAGAGCCAGACGAGAUGGCUGAAGACUUAUCUAUGGUUCCAGAUGUGUCUGAAGAAAAUCUGGAAGCAUAGUUGAGAAAAUCGCAUCCUGAUUUUAAUCAUAUCCACUUUUUAAUGUGAAUGAUACUGUUAACAAAAAAGUAAAUGUAUCGUGUAUGGCCACAAAUGUGGUGCAAUGAAUUUGAAAGACAGUGCAGGAGUUAAUUCAUAUCUGUGCGGAAAAAACGAUUAUUUCAAAAACACUCGUGUUGUAUAUUAAAACAAAAUGUCCGUAUCAAAAUGAAAAAAAAAAAAAAAAACUAUAGAUUAUUUCCUGGCUGUG
Messenger RNA from Schistocerca americana (American grasshopper), 2417 nucleotides. It is a transcript of the gene FoxP, whose product is annotated as forkhead box protein P1. The transcript has 17 exons. Gene Ontology annotation, cellular component: nucleus. Gene Ontology annotation, molecular function: DNA-binding transcription factor activity, RNA polymerase II-specific; RNA polymerase II cis-regulatory region sequence-specific DNA binding. The record is from RefSeq and is a predicted model, not a curated record. Bases 17 to 2167 code for a protein of 716 amino acids. Gene Ontology annotation, biological process: regulation of transcription by RNA polymerase II. NCBI's taxonomy places the organism in Eukaryota, Metazoa, Arthropoda, Insecta, Orthoptera, Acrididae.